Molecule: messenger RNA, 1060 nt
Organism: Mangifera indica (mango)
Lineage: Eukaryota; Viridiplantae; Streptophyta; Magnoliopsida; Sapindales; Anacardiaceae
Product: FCS-Like Zinc finger 13-like
Exons: 2
Coding region: 60-758 (232 amino acids)
Source: RefSeq, a predicted model, not a curated record
GCAGAGAUUUAUUGACAUCUCUCCUCUUUCUUCUCUUGCUACAUCAAAAUUCUUCAGCCAUGUUGGGCAACAGACCCCGUCCGGUCAUCGGAAAGCUCUCGGCUUUACUGGUUUCUCGCAACCGUACCAGUUUUUUGGAUAUGGGUUCCAGUCCGAGAGGCCCGUUAGACUUGAAAAUUCAGUCGCCAAGAGGUGUAAAAUGUUAUGAUGUAGGUGGGGUUGGAUUGGGAAUUGUUGCUGCACUGGAUAAGUGCAGUAGUAAUGGCGAUGGGGGUGCUGUGUUUAGCCCAGCAGGUUUGAAUAAAUCGAGUCCGAUUCCGGUGAGUUCAUCAGGCAGAGCUUGUGAUAGAUGUGAUGUGGAGAUGGAGAGCUUGGAGGAUUAUACUUAUGUGACUUGUUACGAACCAAAUAAGUCCUUCACGAAGGUUUACUACGACGGCGGUGAACGGAAAAGAAGCGGCGGAGAUGGUAGAAUAAUUGAGGAAUCGCCGGCGAGAGUUGUUGUGGAAGAGAUUUCAGUUUACCCCACUUCAGACUUUAUGAGUUCUUGUAAUUUGUGCAGGAAAAAACUCCAUGGCAAAGACAUAUACAUGUACAGAGGAGAGAAGGCAUUUUGUAGCAGUGAGUGCCGAUCGAGACAAAUAAUGAUGGAUGAGAGAAAAGAACAGUGCAGAUCGGAGGUUUCUAGGUCUGCAGAUAUGUCAAGUUCCCCUUACACAAGAGAUCACAUCUUCUCUACUGGAAUUCUUGCAAUUUAGACUCUUUACACUACAUAUAUAUAUAUAUGAGAAUUACUCGGCUCUCUAAUAUUAACCAAAAAAAGAACAAGAAGAAUUCCAGCUCCGGUAGUAGCAGUAGAGAUGAUGUUGUAAUGAGAUAAUAAAGUUUGAUAUGAACUGGAGUUUUUUUAUUUAUCUUGUUUAUGGAAAUUAUCAGAGGCCUGGCGGGUAGAUGGGUUAAAGAAGAAGCAAGAACAAAUUGUUUCUGGAAGCCAUUUGUAACGAAUUUAGUUACUGAAAAUUUUGUCUUGUUGAAUAACAUAUAACUUUGUUCUCGUCUU